Messenger RNA from Antechinus flavipes (yellow-footed antechinus), 1988 nucleotides. RefSeq lists its product as uncharacterized. The transcript is spliced from 2 exons. The record is from RefSeq and is a predicted model, not a curated record. Gene Ontology annotation, molecular function: guanyl-nucleotide exchange factor activity. Bases 388 to 1359 code for a protein of 323 amino acids. Gene Ontology annotation, biological process: positive regulation of Rho protein signal transduction. NCBI's taxonomy places the organism in Eukaryota, Metazoa, Chordata, Mammalia, Dasyuromorphia, Dasyuridae.
UUAAUUUUGAAUAAAAAAGUCUAGGACAAGCAGUCUCCAAACUCCAUUUCAGAUGAUGAUAGACAAGAGUAAGAAGCUACUUUCCAUCUCAGAACAGAGUUACAAUAAAACAGUGGAGAGGUCACUGAACAUAUAGCUGAGAAAACUGGGGUUCAAAUCUUGUCUUAUUAUCUUUUCUGGGGCUCAGUUUCCUCACCUAUAAAAAUUAAGGGGUUGGACUCAAAUGGCCUGUAAGGUACCUUCUGUCUUUGUAUAUUAUGAAUGCUUGCAUCAUUUUUACCAUGGAAACAUCAUUUUUAAAAUUAGAAACGGCCUUGAGACUCUUUCCUAGGAAAGGAAGAAUUGGGCAUUUGUACUGCUUCCUUCUUCUUGAUAAAACUUCGGUUGAUGAGUGAUUGGAGUCUCUUAUGUUUACAGGGCGAUGAUGACCUGAUGACCGUGUGCAUUGGUGAGAUCUUCCUGGAGUAUGUCAACAUGUUGCCUGCUUUCCAGACUUACUGUCUUCAGCAGGCAUCCUCCAUAAGCACUCUCAGCACCCUGGAGAAGGAAAAGGAGCUACUUCGGAUUUUCCUCCAUGCUUCACAGACUAACAACACGGCACUGAGGCGGAUGAACCUGCACUCAUUCCUAAUGGCCCCAUUGCAACGUAUCACCAAAUAUCCACUUUUGUUGAGCCGAAUCACACAGGCCACAGCUACCUUCCACCCUGACUACAGCUGCCUCUGCGAGGCCACGAGUCGCUUAGCCUCUUACUUGGAACACAUCAAUAGGAAGACAAAACAGGAGGGCAGCUUGCUCCGGCGCCCCUUCCGCCAGAAUAUCGGGCACCUUCAUGAGCCAGUAGCUGCCAUUGAUCGACGGGAGCUGGCGCUGAAGACACUAGGCUGGCUAUGGGAGGAGACGCGUUUUGUAAUGGAAGGAGGACUGCAAAUGGCUCAGCCCCCCGACGGCCCCUGGACUAGAAAGGGCAGUAGAACCCUGAAGUUCCACGCUCUGCAGGGGAUACUAAUGGCUAAACUACAGAGACCAGCUGAAAGUGGCUCAAGGCACGGGGGCCCAGCUCAGGGGCCGGUGGGAGAUGCUGCCUUAGUGCUAAUCCGGGAUAAGAAUUAUGGUAAACUGAGCUUGUUGAGAAGCCCGAUUAAGCUGGGCCGGUGUGUGGUGUCAGCUGAUCCUAUCUGCAAGACCUUUGAGCUGCUGGAGAUAGAGCAGGGCGCCUUUAUCCUGCGGGAUGAUGACUAUGCCCAUACUCAGCUUUGGCUCCAUCACAUCCGUGGGUACGCCCGGCAGCUGGGAUCCUGGAAGAGGCGGCGCAAUGCCCUGCCCAACAUCAUGAUCAGUAUUACCAGCCAUCCUUGAGCCGAGGGGUAUCCCUAAUUAGGGUAAAAAGGGAUGAAAAAAACAAAAAACAUGAUUUCAAUUGCAUCAGAUCCCUAAAAUGGUCUUUCUAGGAAGGAUCUAGGUGUGUGCUAAGGACCCUACUCUCCUUUCUUAGCUAGGGACCCUAAUUCCCUCAGUUGGAGAAUACCUAUUUUUCUUGGUGAGACUAAAGAACUCAUUCCUUCUGGUCUGACUGGCAACCAAGGUUAACAGAACAGAGAAGCCAAAUCGAUAGCCCUACCAAGUUUUUGAGAGCUGAAGUAAGGCCCUAUUCAGGCAGGGAUCAUGCAGAUAAUAAUCAGGAAACAGAUUCUAUGUCUUUCUCCAAAUCCUUAGAACCAAAGGGUUCUUCUUCUUUUUUUUUUUUUUUAAACUAGAUCAGACUAUUUUGGAACCAUGUUAAUCCAUGCUCCUCUUAACCAAACAUACAGAGGGACUACUACUUUGCCAAGUGCCUUUAAUCCAUGGGGAUUUCUGGAUUAUGGUGGAGGAGAGGAGCUGGCUAUUUUGUUGUGAUAAUAGGGAAGGAGGAAAAGUAAAAUACCUGAAAAAGGCAGUCAGGAGGAGUACUAUAGAGAAAAGGAGAGGGGGGAAGGGGAAGAAGGCAU